AUGGUUGCAAGUACACCGACUCAGAUCCAGCUCGUUCACGAUCUGCUCGAUAAAUAUGAUAAGAAGGCGAAACCGAUGUGGGACAAUACGAAACCGAUCAAUGUCUCGUUCACCGUAUCACUUUACCAGAUUCUUGAACUGAACGAACCGCAGCAGUUCGUACUAUUAAACGCUUGGAUCAUUGAGAGGUGGUAUGAUGAAUUCUUGUACUGGUCCCCUAUGGAGUACCAAAAUAUCACUGAAUUACGGCUACCGUAUGAUUCAAUUUGGUUACCGGAUACUACGCUUUACAAUUCGUUGGUAAUGAAGGACGAUGAUACUCGACGUCUUUUGAAUGCCAAGCUUACGACGGAUCGUGAACGGCGAGCAUCUCUCAUUGAACUUCUUUACCCUACCAUCUAUAAAUUCUCUUGUUUACUUGAUCUGCGAUUUUUCCCAUUUGAUGUACAGGUUGGUUCCACAGCAUUAGAGCUCCUGAACAAUUUAAUCGAUGAUUAA
Messenger RNA from Haemonchus placei, 498 nucleotides. The record is from the annotation of a GenBank genome assembly. Lineage: Eukaryota; Metazoa; Nematoda; Chromadorea; Rhabditida; Trichostrongylidae.